AUGAGUGGAUUAGGGAAGAACGUCACCUUGAAGUUAUUCACAGAAGCUCAAGGUCAUCCUUUGACAGUUGAAUUAAUAACGGGGGACACAUACAAAGGAAAAUUAUUGGAAAAUGAAGAUAACAUGAAUUUAACUUUAUAUGACGUAGAGAUUACUAAGAAUGGAACAGGUCAAACUAGUCAUAAGAAACAAGUUUUUGUAAGAGGUUCCAUGGUAAGGUUCAUUUCAUUACCUGAUCAAUUAAAAGCAUCACCAUUAUUAACCAUGAAAUCUACUCCAAGACCCAAAGCUCCAUUGAGAGGUCCACCACCAAAACGAGCCAGAUACUAA
Messenger RNA from Yamadazyma jaroonii, 330 nucleotides. Lineage: Eukaryota; Fungi; Ascomycota; Pichiomycetes; Serinales; Debaryomycetaceae. The record is from the annotation of a GenBank genome assembly.